GCAUGUGUGAACCUUUGGCCAAAGAAGGAGAAGUGUAAACCAUGGCUUCUCUGGCAAGCUUAGCUACAGUUCAACCAGCUAGUAGUGUCAAGGGCCUUUCUGGAAGUUCCCUUAAUGGAACCAAGCUCUCUUUCAAGCCCUCUCGCCAGAGUUUCAGACCCAAGAAUUUAAGGAGUGGUGCUGUGGUAGCAAAGUAUGGUGACAAGAGUGUGUACUUUGAUUUGGAGGAUCUGGGCAACACUACAGGUCAGUGGGACUUGUAUGGUUCAGAUGCACCUUCACCCUACAAUCCUCUUCAGAGCAAGUUCUUUGAGACAUUUGCUGCUCCAUUCACAAAAAGGGGAUUGUUGCUCAAGUUUUUGAUCCUAGGAGGUGGCUCCACCCUCGCAUACUAUAGUGCCACAGCUUCAGGUGACAUUCUACCAAUCAAGAAGGGCCCACAACUUCCUCCAAAGCUCGGUCCUCGUGGCAAGAUCUAAUUUAGUUUCGGAAUUAUAGCACUUUUUGUUUUUCCUUGUCUUCUUUUGAAUUGAACAUGUAUAUCUCUGCUUCAUAAUGUGUAAGUAUAUAUACUCAUAGCCUACUUCUAUUCAAAUGAUGUUGUUUA
Gastrolobium bilobum is the source of this 607-nucleotide messenger RNA. Its product is annotated as photosystem I reaction center subunit VI, chloroplastic-like. Bases 42 to 479 code for a protein of 145 amino acids. Lineage: Eukaryota; Viridiplantae; Streptophyta; Magnoliopsida; Fabales; Fabaceae. The record is from RefSeq and is a predicted model, not a curated record. Gene Ontology annotation, biological process: photosynthesis. The transcript is spliced from 3 exons. Gene Ontology annotation, cellular component: photosystem I reaction center; chloroplast thylakoid membrane; photosystem I.